AUGAAGCUGUUCACCGCUGUCGCUUUGACGCUUUCCAUCUUUGCCGUCUCAACCACGGCUGCCCCCAUUGCGUCGCCCGAUGGUCUCGGUGAUCUCCUUGGAGGUUUCGGAAACAUCGUCCCCUUCGGUGACUUGACAGGGGCCAACGCUGCUGACACCGAGUCCCUCGCCUCCCCUUCCCUCUCCAACCCUUCCGUUGAAUCCACUACUGAUGCUGCCAACCCCGCCGCUUUGGCCCGUCGCGGUCUCGGUGGUCUCCUUGGAGGUCUCGGAAACGCCCUUCCCCUCGGUGGUUCGAGAGGGGCCAACGCUGCUGAUACUGAGUCUCUCGCCUCUCCUUCCCUCUCCAACCCUUCUGUUGAAUCCACUACUGACGCUGCCAACCCCGCCGCUUUGGCCCGUCGCGGUCUCGGUGAUCUCCUUGGAGGUUUCGGAAACAUCGUCCCCUUCGGUGACUUGACAGGGGCCAACGCUGCUGACACCGAGUCCCUUGCCUCUCCCUCCCUCUCCAACCCUUCUGUUGAAUCCACUACUGACGCUGCCAACCCCGCCGCUUUGGCCCGUCGCGGUCUCGGUGAUCUCCUUGGAGGUCUCGGAAACGCCCUUCCCCUCGGUGGUUCGAGAGGGGCCAACGCUGCUGAUACUGAGUCCCUCGCCUCCCCUUCCCUCUCCAACCCUUCCGUCGAAUCCACUACUGAUGCUGCCAACCCCGCCGCUUUGACCCGUCGCGGUCUCAUCCCCGUCGACAUCAACGCGAUCGUCGACGUGUUGGUCAAGGUCAACACCGAAGUAAUCGUCAAGGCCAUCACAGAACUCAAGGUCAACGUCUGCGCCGACAUCCGCUCCAAGCUCCACCUCGUCGCCCAGGGCGUCCUCACUACCGACACCGACGUCGUCAUCCCCAAGAUCUCCGCCAAGGUUGAUUCCGAAACCCGCGUCAUCGUCAACACAAAGGUCGACCUUGACACCAAGGCCAUCGUCCUCUCAAACAUUGGCGAGCACGCCCGUCAUGUCAUCCACAAGCACUGCCCCCACGAGGACGCCAUCUGUAUCUCCAAGGCUGCAGGCGAUAUUGUUGCCGAUGUUGAGGCCCUUGUCAAGUUGGAUAUUGACCGUCUGUUCAUUGCAUUGAAGACCAACUUGAUGAUCCAUGUCCGUGCCAAGCUCCAAGUCUUGAUCCGCGAGUUGGGUCUGAACUUGAUUGUUGAGCAAAUCCAUCUCCAAGGUUUUGUUGAUGCCGUCGCCGAUGUGGAUGUCCACCUCAACCUCUGCGCCCACGUUAUCGUCAAGGGUCUUCAUGUCACCGUCGUUGCCACGGCCGUCGCCGCCAUAAAGUCUCUUCUUGGGUUGUAA
Molecule: messenger RNA, 1353 nt
Organism: Linnemannia hyalina
Lineage: Eukaryota; Fungi; Mortierellomycota; Mortierellomycetes; Mortierellales; Mortierellaceae
Source: the annotation of a GenBank genome assembly